AUGAUCGAAUCGCCAUGGUCAAACACGGUUGUAUUGCCUUUAAUUUGCUUAAAGCGAGCGCAUUUUAUAAACGUGAAGUUGCCGGCUUAUAUUUUCCUAUGAAUGACCAUGAUAUUCCAAUUGAUUCCGAUAAUUCAGAUAAUUGGGUUAUACUGUCUUUGGAGUCAAUCACAGGACUACAGACCAGUCUUUUUAAGUUUUAUUUCAGCGCUUUUGUCACAGAUUUUGACUCUGAUAUACAUAUUCUUGAAUUGAUAAUGCCUGUACUUCUAUUCAAUCCCGAUCUGCUAAACAUUAUCAACAGAGAAAGGAUAGAACAACAACAACAGCUAUACCUGUAUUUACUUCAAAAAUAUUUGCGUGUAAAAUAUGGCAACAAUUUCGAUAACAAAUAUGAAAAAUAUUUAGUAAUAAAGGUUAAGAAAACCAAAUUCUGUGAUGUUUGCGGCGAUGAAGCAACUGGCUAUAACUUCGGUGCCAUCGCUUGUCAAUCGUGCAAAUCAUUCUUCAGGAGAAACGCAUUCAAUUAUGAGACAUAUAAGUGUAGGUAUAAUAACGAUUGUAUUAUUGACCAAAAGUACCGCAAAAUAUGCAAAACAUGUCGACUUAAGAAGUGCUUUGCUGUGGGCAUGAAAAAAGAAUGGAUUCUGAAUGAAGAGGAGAGAGAAUCGCGAAGAUAUCUGAUUGAAGUGAACCGAAAGAUGAGGACAAAUGACGCAGAGAUUGCAGAAUGUGUUUCACAAAUGACAGCCAUUGAUCCAAACGUGAUAAUAGAUGUGAUCGAUGUAAACGCUAUAUCUGUCACAUCUCCAGACAAUGUGUCCAUUUUCACUGAUGUAAACCAAACACAAAACACUGGUAAAUUAGUUUUGCCCUACCACGAUCUUAUGAAAGAAUCAGCUAAAGAAUUUGAAGUGAUGUUAACAAAAUUGGUGAAGAAUAUUAAUAACCUUGGCUCAUUUCAAAGCAUGUGUCUAAAUGACAAAAUAGCCUUGGUCAAAUACGGCUGCAUGGCGUUCAGCGUGAUAAUGUCGGUCAUUUUAUUCAAUCCCGAUUUGCCAAACAUUAUCAACAGAAAUAGCAUAGAACUACAACAACAGCUAUACCUUUACAAAAAACCAAUGGCUAAACCCAUGGAUACAAUUUCGGAGCAAUCGCUUGUCAGUCAUUCAUAUAAGUGUAAGUUUAGAGGCGAUUGUAUUGUCGACAAAAAGUACCGCAAAAUAUGCAAAACAUGUCGACUCAAGAAGUGCUUCGCUGUGGGCAUGAAAAAAGAAUGGAUUCUUAAUGAAGAGGAGAGGGAAUCGCGAAGAUAUUUGAUUGAAUUCAACAGAAAGUUGCGAAUUAAUGUUAACAAUAGAGUGGAUAAUAACAUAAGAGACGAUAAGAUCGCUGAAUGUAUUACAAUAUCAAACAUUGAUCCAAACGAGAUAACAGAUGUCAUAGAUGUAAACGCUAUAUGUGUCACAUCUCAAGACUGUGUCACCUUUUUUACUGAUGUAAACCAAACUCAAAACAUUUUAUGUCUAAACGACCAAAUAGCCAUGGUCAAAUCUGGCUGCAUGGCGCUCAAAAUACUUAUAGCUGGAUUAAAUUAUAAACGUGAAGUUUCUGGUCUUUACGUGCCCAUGUCAGAUCGACAAACUUGGGUAUCACUACCUAUCGAGUCAUUUCUAGGACAACAGACCCAUAUGUAUAACUUAUUGAUGUCUUAUUUCAACAUAAUGCCUGUAAUGCUCUUAAACCCCAAUCUGCCAAACAUUAUCAACAGAGAUAGCAUUUUUAUAGCGUUUAUCACAAUCGGGCCAAACGCACACAUGUGGUCGCUCUCCCGUAUGCUUACGCUUAUGUACAUUGAUAUGUUCGCCGAUAAACUCACAUCCGGGCCAAUCGCACGGCUUUCGUUGUUUAUGUAUAAUUCGUUUCCUAUUGUGGACAGCGAUCUGAUGAGUGCCCAUCGACGCCGCACCGGAGGGUCGGUUCGCUCCGAUGUGAUCGCGAGUGAUACUUAA
Medioppia subpectinata is the source of this 2012-nucleotide messenger RNA. The record is from the annotation of a GenBank genome assembly. NCBI's taxonomy places the organism in Eukaryota, Metazoa, Arthropoda, Arachnida, Sarcoptiformes, Oppiidae.